Messenger RNA from Pleuronectes platessa (European plaice), 902 nucleotides. RefSeq names its product chemokine (C-C motif) ligand 25b (gene ccl25b). The record is from RefSeq and is a predicted model, not a curated record. Gene Ontology annotation, biological process: cellular response to interleukin-1; neutrophil chemotaxis; monocyte chemotaxis. Gene Ontology annotation, molecular function: CCR chemokine receptor binding; chemokine activity. The coding region runs from base 186 to 482 and encodes 98 amino acids. NCBI's taxonomy places the organism in Eukaryota, Metazoa, Chordata, Actinopteri, Pleuronectiformes, Pleuronectidae. Gene Ontology annotation, cellular component: extracellular region. The transcript is spliced from 5 exons.
UUUACAUGUCAGAGGAGGUGGGGUAAAGGACAGAGUUUGUGUUGGGGGGAGGGCAGAUUUCACUGUGUGUCCUAUAAGAGUAAAGAGCCACAGCGAUCUGUACUGGAUAAAAGUGUUUUUUCCUCCCAGGACUUCUCAAAUACUGAAUGUGAGCAGUGAGCCACACACAAACAGCAGCAGCAGCCAUGAAGUUUCAAGCUCUUUUCUUCCUUCUGCUCCUAACCUGCAUGUACGAGAGUCUGGCACAAGGCUCCUAUAGCAACUGCUGCCUCGGGCAAGUUCAGAGGAUGAGGGCUAAAGCAAAGGCAAAUAUCGAAAGUUACAGGAUGCAGGAAACAGAUGGGGAUUGCUACAUCAGAGCUGUUGUGUUUCUGAUGAAGAAGAAGCCGUCACAUAAUAAACAAAGGACUGUCUGCGCCAAUCCAAACGAUUCUUGGGUCCAGGAGCUGAUCAGGACCAUGGAUGUGCAAGUGCAGAAUUAGACCAGUGAAAGGGGAAAAGAAGAAGACAGAACGGGGGAGAGGAGAGCAGCUGUUCUUAUAUAACCGAGAACUGUUUGUUGUAGGUUUCAGUAGAUGAGCUAUUUCCUGUUUCUAAAAGAAAAAUGUAUCUCUUGUAAACAGAUAACUAUUACGCAAACAUAUAAUCUGCUGAAAAUUGGAGCCAUUAUUUCAAAUUUCAUGUAAAUGAGCCAGUGCUGUUCACUGCUCUGUGAUAAGUAGCGCCUGGUACCAAUGAGCCACUAUUAGGCAGCUAGGGAACGUAUAAGUGUAUAUGGGCCUGUGUAUAAGUGUGUGUGCAUGUUCUGAGUUUUUUUUAUGAAACAGAAGAGAUAUUUUUGUAUCAGCAGUCUCCUUUUGCUUUGUGUGUCCCAAUAUCAAAUAAAGAAAAAAUAUAAAAUA